AAAUUAAUCACCUUUGCAUUUCUGUUUCUAUUGCCUCAGUUUUAAUAGCAAAUUUUAUAGUUCCACCAUUUUCUCAACUAAUUCCAUUAAAAUGUUUUCGACAAUUGCUGUGCUUUCUAACCAAACAAAGCCUCAUCGCCGGGAAAUCUCCGCCCUGCCGGAGAGCGAGGUGCUCAGGAGAAGAAAUGAGGAGUUAGAGAAAGAAUUGAAAAGGAGCAUUGAGAGGGAAGAGAAAAUGAAGCAGGAAUUGCAGAAAACAUGGGAAAGGCUGAGGGUGGCGGAGGAGGCUGAGGAGCGACUUUGCUCUCAGCUUGGUGAACUGGAGGCCGAGGCUGUUGAUCAGGCUCGGACCUACAGGACACGUGUCAUCCAUCUGAUGGAUCAACUCUCUUUGGCCCAAAAACUUCUGGAAUCAGCUUCCAUUACCGUCCCCAAUUCCCAAUGAUUGUAGGGGAAAUUGGCAGAGUAUGCCUGUAACUUUAUCCACCGAAAGCAUUGGCCGUUGCUUUUCAGUUUUCUGGUGUGCGGGUGUUUAAUUUAUUCAUCACUGAUUUGUUUUUUAUUUUCCGAUUGACAUAGAUAGCCCUUUAUUUCAUUCAUUUGAGGUUUGAUAUAUGGCUGUUGUGUAUUGUUUUGGCGGCCGGUUUUAUUGUGAGGUUUUUUUUUUUUUGGCUCCAUGUAAAUGACGAGAUGUAAGAUUAGGAACUCAGAAUUAUGGUGUAUAUUGACCAUUUUUAUCUUCUUUCUUUUUCGAGGUGUAAUGGUGAUUAUUUGUGCUCAUUUGGAUUA
Nicotiana attenuata is the source of this 789-nucleotide messenger RNA. Its product is annotated as protein RESPONSE TO LOW SULFUR 3-like. The record is from RefSeq and is a predicted model, not a curated record. Lineage: Eukaryota; Viridiplantae; Streptophyta; Magnoliopsida; Solanales; Solanaceae. Bases 92 to 445 code for a protein of 117 amino acids. The transcript has a single exon. Gene Ontology annotation, biological process: cellular oxidant detoxification.